Molecule: messenger RNA, 2837 nt
Organism: Anolis sagrei ordinatus
Lineage: Eukaryota; Metazoa; Chordata; Lepidosauria; Squamata; Anolidae
Product: GRAM domain-containing protein 2A-like
Source: RefSeq, a predicted model, not a curated record
GCUGCUUUCCCCCUGAGUCCAUGGGCUAGAGAGGCCUUUGGGGUCCCUAUCUGGGGAGGCAUCAUGAUCAUCAUUUCCUGGGAAGGAGGAAUCCGCCUCCUGCUGCCUGUCUCCCUAGAAACUGUGAAAGAUGUGAGUCGGUCUCCAGGCAACUUGGGCUUGGCAGAGCCUCCUCCUCCACCUCCUUCCUGGUGGCGUACCUCCCGCAGGUGAGAUCCCGGCAAGAAGACCUUUGGACCCUGGAUCCAAGCCACCGAGAAAGAAAGGAAGAAGGAAAGAAAGAGAAGGAGGAAGAGAACGGAGCGGAAGAGCCAAAGAGGCCUUCUUCCUAGCCAUGGAGCCCAGCAAGGGCAGGCCCACCGAGCUCUUCGUCUCCGAUCCGCCCGGAAAACCAAGGAAGAGCAAAAGAAAGAUGUCAGAGCAAAUAAAAUCUCAAAGCUUGGAAGAGGGAUUUCGCAACGGGCCCCGUCCACCUUUGUCCCGGUCAAAGACGUACGAUCCGUCUUUUCUGAAAGAGGGAGACAAGGAAGUGGUUUUGAUCCGUCACCGGAAUUCAGAGCCAACCAUCUCCAAUCUGAUGAAACAUGCCAUAAACUUCCACCGUGUGUUUGGAGACCUCUCUGAAGAUGAGGAGCUGAUAGAAACCUUUUCCUGUGCCUGGCAGCGUGAAGCCCCUUUCCAUGGCCGCUUAUAUGUCUCCCUGCAUCACAUCUGUUUCUACUGCAGCAUGAUCCGGCGGGAAGUAAAGGUGAUCAUCCCAGUGCCAAACAUUAGCGUCCUUAAGAAAGCCAAUACAGCCCUCUUGGUGCCCAACGCCAUUUGCAUCCGCACAACGGAAGGAGAGAAGUUCCUUUUCUCAUCUUUCCGGUCCAGAGAAAGCACCUACCAGUUGCUGCGCUCUGUUUGCAAACAUCUCCAGGAUGCUGACCAAAAUAGUAACCCCAUCUUGCCUUAUGCCAGCUCCGAAAACCUCCUAUCUCUAAUGUCCAAGGAAACUGAUAACCUGCUGGAGCAUGAAACUGAUAACCUGCCGGAGCAUGAAACUGAUAACCUGCCGGAGCAUGAAACUGAUAACCUGCCGGAGCAUGAAACACUUCUGGAAGAAUUUGAUGAGCCAGACGAGACAGUGAUGCCACCUCAAAUGACAAAUGAUUUGCCAGAAGAGGUUGCAGAUAGCAGAGGGAAAGAAGAGGCGACAAAGACCUCGCAAAGGCCAACGGUGGAUUCGAACCCGCUCCAUACGAUUAUCCUCAUCUAUUUAGUCUUAGUGUUGGCUUUGCUCCUGUCCUCGAGUUACAUCGGGUUGCGCAUCAUCCAGCUGGAGAAACAAUUGACCUCUCUGGGAGCCUGGCCCGAAUUGGACCACCAUGAUCAGUAUAGAGCCACCUGAGAGCGAUGGGACACAUAGUCAUUGAAGUCCACUUCCCUCCUGGUCAGAAGUUGGACGCUUGACCGCCAAAGAUCAUAUCCAAACAAUAUGUUGCUGUCAAUGCAGAUGUCGUUUUGCUAGGUUCGCUUACUGUAUUAAGUAUCUCAAGGAGAAGCAGAGGCCCACAUCCAUAUAGCCAUAGGGUUGGAAGGGACCCCCAAAGAUCAUCCAGUCUCGCUUCUUUCUACCAGGUUGACACCACUGAAGCCCUCCCUGGUAGAAGGUCCUCCGCUUCAUUUGAAGAGUAUGCCUUGAUUCUAAUGGUGUUUUGCUGUAUUUCUUGUGCGUAAGUGAAGUGUUUAUUUAUAACCGGGCAGAGAUGACCGUACACUCCUCUGUAUGGAAAUGCCAGUUAAUAACAUUGCCUUAUUUUCGAAAGAGAUAUAAAGCCAUGACAGUGACUUUCCAGUCAAUGGGGCAAAUAAUCCAUUCCAGUUUUUGGUUGACUUGAAAGGUCAAGAUCAGAAAAGAGGGUUUCCAAAUAACUCUUCAAGGUGGAAAAGUAGAUGGAUGGAUAGAGUUGCCAAGCUGGGAUAGUUGGUUGAAUUGAUAGUUGUAUGGAUGGAUAGAUAGUUGGGUAGAUGAAUGGAUAGUUGGAUGGAGGGAUGGAUAGAAGGAUGGAUGGAUAGUUGGAUGGAGGGAUGAAUGGUUAGGUAGAUGGAUGGUUGUUUGAAUAGCUGGUUGAAUAUUGGAUAGAUGGAUAGUUGGAUGGAUGGAUAGUAGGAUAGAUAGAUGGAUGGAUAGAUAGUUGGAUAGAUGAAUGGAUGGUUGGUAGAUGGAUAGGUGGUUGAAUAGAUGAGGUUGCCUAGCCGAUAGAUAGAGCUAUACACACAGAUAUACACAUAUAUACAUAUAUUCCUCUAUAUUUUUGGAAAAGCUUUCCAAGAUCCGAGGACAACUACCGUAUACUCUGGCGUAUAAGACUACUUUUAAACCCAAGAAAAUCUUCUCAAAAGUCAGGGGUUGUCUUAUACACAGGAGUUGCCUUAUAUGCGGGAGUAGUCUUAUACACCGGGGGUCGUCUUAUAGUGCGGGUGCUGAAACUUCCAAUCUGGAUUGGAGAAACUGUGGUUGCUGCAUAUUGUGGUGGGAGCUCAAAAAUGGCAGUGGCCGCUUCCCUGCCAUAUGCAGUGACUGUAUGAAAGCAUUAAGGGUGAUGCUGUACAAGUACGGUAGAAGAAAAUCCAUUCAUCAGGAUUCGUGGACUUAAUAUGGUCCCGAUGGUUAGGUGAAGGGAAGGUGGAAGUGAAGGGUGGAGCAAGCUGCAGGCGUCCGGGGUAUGGAAAAAAGAGGCAAGAGUGGCUCUGGGCCCAUAAAAAUGCACCGUCUGGCCCACCCUUGUAUCCUAUUACCGUACCUCCUCCUCUGCCUCUCAGAUUUUGCUCCUGAAGACUGCAGUGAAGCGGUG